CCAAAGAUAAUCACGCGUCUACGCCCGCAGGCUUGUGGGUGUUGUCCGCCUUUCUGUUCUUCGUAAUCAUUGAAAAAUUCAUCGCUGCCAUAAACGAGGAAGCCCCGAUUAUUGCAGAACAGCAGAUUGAUGAAGCUUCUAUCAAGAAUGUAAUAAAUAAAGAAAAAGAGAUGGAUAAUAAUAAUUGUAUUACAAUGACGAACACUGGGAAGAACAAUUUCCUUAAAAAAGGCUUGAAAAAUACGGCCGAGGUACAUUUCCUGGAAAAACAGCCAAGUAAGAUGGAGUUUAUGCAAAUCGCAAACAAUAUCAAAGAUCCGCGAAAGAACGGUUUUAAAGAUGCUGACAUUAUGAAAUCCGCAUUAGCAAGCGAAUGUCCUAACGACGGUCCGCUGGUCGACGAGGCGAAAAACUGCUUGAAGAAACUUGCGAAGACUAACGGCUUCACAUCGGCGAUUUCACGUGUUGACUCACCAUGCGUGCGCUCACCGAGCAAUAUUGUUAUUCGUUUGAUCGCAUGGGCAAAGAAAUUAAUUUUCGACUUGUUCCGCAAAUUUUUCGAUCCCAAGGCCUUCCCCGGAUACCUGAAUCUUUUGAUGAACUUCCUCGACAAUUUUACUCACGGUUUAUCCGUAGGUGGAUCGUUCCUAAUUUCCUUCCGCGUAGGUGCCCUUAGCACGUUCACUAUUUUGGUGCACGAAAUACCUCAUGAGGUUGGCGAUUUCGCUAUUCUAUUACGAAGCGGAUUUAACAGAUGGGAUGCUGCGCGGGCGCAGUUAAUCACGGCUAGCGGUGGAAUCGUUGGUGCUUUGGCAGCCGUCUCCUUUUCUGGUAGUUUAG
Molecule: messenger RNA, 840 nt
Organism: Wasmannia auropunctata (little fire ant)
Lineage: Eukaryota; Metazoa; Arthropoda; Insecta; Hymenoptera; Formicidae
Exons: 2
Biological process (GO): intracellular zinc ion homeostasis; zinc ion transmembrane transport
Cellular component (GO): membrane
Molecular function (GO): zinc ion transmembrane transporter activity
Source: RefSeq, a predicted model, not a curated record